Messenger RNA from Theobroma cacao (cacao), 1335 nucleotides. RefSeq names its product alpha/beta-Hydrolases superfamily protein. The record is from RefSeq and is a predicted model, not a curated record. Lineage: Eukaryota; Viridiplantae; Streptophyta; Magnoliopsida; Malvales; Malvaceae. Gene Ontology annotation, molecular function: hydrolase activity.
UGGAUCGUUUCCGACAAACGCAAGAGAAUUAUCAGAGAAAAAAAAAAAAGGGAAAAACAAAAUUCCGCCUUUAGGGGAAAAAAAGAAAGACGAAGAGAUUUUUGUGUCUUAAGUCUUAGGGGUUAGAAGACUCUCGCCAUCCAGUCGACGUAUCACUGGAAAAGGAUCAGUGCUGCCUUCUUCUAGUGCAGUAGGCGGGUUUUGGUCAGUGCUAGUUUCCGGUGGGCUAAUAUGAGCUUUACAGGUCCUUCUGUUGGCCCUGGUGGUAGAACUGUUAGAAGAGCACUUGAGUUUGGAAGAACCUAUGUGGUCAGGCCCAAAGGUAGACACCAAGUGACCAUAGUUUGGCUACAUGGCCUUGGUGAUAAUGGUUCAAGCUGGUCCCAGCUCUUGGAGACCCUCCCCCUUCCAAAUAUUAAAUGGAUAUGCCCAACUGCCCCUACUCAACCAAUAACUGUAUUUGGUGGCUUUCCAUCAACUGCUUGGUUUGAUGUGGGAGACCUUUCAGAAGAUGCUCCUGAUGAUAUAGAGGGUUUGGAUGCUGCUGCAGCACAUGUUGCAAAUUUGUUGUCAACAGAGCCUGCUGACAUUAAACUUGGUGUUGGAGGCUUCAGUAUGGGUGCAGCUACCUCCCUAUACUCUGCAACCUGUUUUACUCAUGGAAAAUAUGGAAAUGGCAAUCCGUAUCCUGCCAAUUUAAAUGCAGUUGUAGCACUUAGUGGAUGGCUUCCAUGUUCAAAGACUUUGAAAGACAAAAUAGAAGCACAGGGUGAAGCUGUAACACGUGCUAGACACUUGCCCAUUUUGCUAUGCCAUGGCAAAGGUGAUGAUGUGGUUCCAUAUAAAUUCGGUGAGAAAUCCUCUCGAGCAUUGAGUUCAAAUGGAUUUGAGGACACAACUUUCAAAUCCUACAAUGGGCUUGGGCACCAUACAAUCCCUGAGGAGAUGGAAGAGGUCUGUGCUUGGUUAACUUCAAAACUGGGCCUUGAGGGUCGAUCCACAUAAGGAUGUUUUGCAUUAUUUGGAGCAAGCGAAAUGGUGGGGAGAAAUUAUUUACGAGUUGCUAGAAAACAAAAUUGAGCAAAAUUGUUCUGGUUCUGGGUAUAGUGAUAAUUUGCAUACCUUGUUAUUUCUCUUGUGAUUGAUCUUGCUUCAUUGGCCUUAGACCUUUCUAGAACCGUGUGAUGAAUCAUGAGAAUAUGUACCGAUUUGACCGUCAACAUGCAGUUUGGAAUUUUAUUAUUCGGAAUGCAAUCUGGAUUGUAAAUUUUAUGCUUUGCUCGAUAAUAUUCCUCUAUAUUCAUUGUAAGAAAAGGACUCACGGUUUUCUGAUUC